Molecule: messenger RNA, 2138 nt
Organism: Bubalus bubalis (water buffalo)
Lineage: Eukaryota; Metazoa; Chordata; Mammalia; Artiodactyla; Bovidae
Gene: ZNF416
Product: zinc finger protein 416
Exons: 4
Coding region: 223-1992 (589 amino acids)
Biological process (GO): regulation of transcription by RNA polymerase II
Molecular function (GO): RNA polymerase II cis-regulatory region sequence-specific DNA binding; DNA-binding transcription factor activity
Source: RefSeq, a predicted model, not a curated record
UCUGUGGCGGCAGUACGGUGACUGCUCAGUGUACAGCUGCCCUCGGAGGCCUUUUGGAGCGUGGACGGAGCCUGGGGGAUGAACAGAGCGAGGAGCCUCUAGAGGAGAGGUUGUCCCCACAGCCCAGCGACGAGUCUGCAGGGCUGCGGCGGUAGAUGAUAAUUGUACACAAGUUCCGUCUCUGUCGCCUGUCACUUAAAACCCCGCCGCUCUCAGACUCCGAUGGCGGCCGCCGCGCUGAGGGACCCGCCUCAGACUCCCAUGAGGACAGAAGUGCUUAGGGACUCUUCAAAGGCCUGUGUGACCUUUGAGGAUGUGGCCAUUUACUUCUCCCAGGAGGAGUGGGGGCUCCUUGAUGAAGCUCAGAGACACCUGUACCACAAGGUGAUGCUAGAGAACUUUGCACUUGCAGCCUCGAUGGUUUGUUUGCAUGAAACAGAGACUAAAGAGACACCUUCUGAGCAGAACGUUUCUCUAGAAGCUUUGUCACAGAUCAGGACUCCAAAGGUAGGUCCAUUCACCGAGAAUGCUCACCCCUGUGAGAAAUGUGUCCCAAUCCUGAAAGACAUUUUGUACCCUGCUGAUCUACCAGGGCAGAAACCAUACUUUACUGGGGCAUCUGCAAACCUACAACAGCUUCAGAAGUAUUUCAAUACAGAGAAAAGUGACUUGGAUAAGGCAGCAUUUGUAAAGAGCCGCAUAGUCCAGGUGUCAGGGAAUCCCUUCACCUGUAGGAAGGUUGGAAUGGACUUACCAGGUACAUUGGGUCUCCUCCAGCACCAGAUCACUUCCAAUGGUGAGAAACCCAACAAAAUCACCAAGUUUGGGGAGACUUUUAAUGGUAGAAAAAGUCAUUACAAAUUGCGUGAAUGUGGGAAAGCUACCAGCCACAAACACAAUCUUGUUUACCACCCAAGAGUCUCUGCUAGAAAAAGAGUUUAUGAGUUUAGCAAAUAUGGGAAAGCCAUGCACUGUAAGUACUCACUUGUUCAGCUCCAGAGAGUCUGCACUGGAGAAAGGUCUUAUGAGUGCAGUGAAUGUGGAAAAUCUUUUAGGCAACGAGCCACUCUUACUAUACACCAGAGAGUUCACACUGGAGAAAGGCCUUAUAAAUGUGGUGAGUGUGGAAAGUCCUUUAGUCAGUGCUCCAAUCUUAUUGAACACUGCAGAAUUCACAGUGGAGAGAGGCCUUUUGAGUGUGAGGAAUGUGGGAAAACUUUUGGGUGCAAAUCCAAUCUUGUUCGGCACCGGAGAACCCACACUGGAGAAAAGCCUUAUGAAUGCAGCGAAUGUGGGAAAUUCUUUAGACAAAGCUUCACCUUGGUUCAACAUCGGAGAAUUCACACCACAGCAAGGCCUUAUGUUUGUGUCCAGUGUGGGAAAUCCUUUAGCCAAAGAGCCACUCUCAUUCGACACCAGCGAGUUCACACUACUGAAAGGCCUUACGAGUGUGGGGAAUGUGGGAAAGCUUUUGGAUCCAAAUCCAAACUUGAGCGACACAACAGAAGUCACACUGGAGAAAAGCCUUAUGAGUGUGCUGAAUGUGAAAAAUCUUUCAGACAGAGUUACAGCCUCGUUGAACACCAGCGUAUUCACAGUAGAGCAAGGCCUUUUGAGUGUGGCCAGUGUGGGAAGUCCUUUAGCAGAAGAGCCAUCUUCACUAAACACCAGAGAAUUCACACUGGAGAAAGGCCUUAUAAAUGUGGUGAAUGUGGGAAAUCCUUUAGUCGAAGCACAAGCCUUAUUCAGCACUGCAGUAUUCACACUGGAGCCAGGCCUUAUGAAUGUGGGCAGUGUGGGAAAUCCUUUAGGCAAAAGUCUGUUCUCAUUCAACACCAGGUAGUUCACACUGGAGAAAGGCCUUACGAAUGCAGUAAAUGUGGCAAAUCCUUUAGUCAACGUUCCAGCCUCAAUCUCCACCGAAAAUUUCACACUGUGGAGUGGCUCCAUGAAUGCAGGAAGUAUGGGAAAUCCUUUUCUCCAAACAGCUAACAUUGUUUAGCACCAAAUAAUGGUGACUUCAGCCAUGAAAUUAAAAGACGCUCACUCCUUGGAAGAAAAGUUAUGACCAACCUAGAUAGCAUAUUGAAAAGCAGAGACAUUACUUUGCCAACAAAGGUCCGUCUAGUCAAGGCUAU